This is a messenger RNA of Ilex paraguariensis (yerba mate), 1748 nucleotides long. Lineage: Eukaryota; Viridiplantae; Streptophyta; Magnoliopsida; Aquifoliales; Aquifoliaceae. The record is from the annotation of a GenBank genome assembly.
UUAUCAAUUAGAUGAGGGUUUUGCAAUUGGCCUUCGUAGUUGCUUUAGCAUCUGGAUUGGCGGCCAUUCUCAUCUACAUCACUGGUGUCUCAAAUCUAAAUGGAACGUUACAUCUUUCGGACGAAGAUUUGGAAGCGCUGCAAUCUCUGCAGAGUGGUUUUCAGAAGUGUGUGAGUGCAAAUGGACUAGGUUUGCAAGCUGUAAGUGGCAGAGAUUAUUGUGAAGUUACGCUCAAGUUUCCCAGUGACACUGUGCCCAAAUGGAAAGACCCAAAAACAGGAGAACUAGAAGGCUUGACAUUUCAAUUCAAUUUGUGUGAAGCUGUAGCUACAUGGGAGCAGGUGCGGAAUAGUACUACAAUACUCACUAGAGAGUUCAUUGAAGCUUUACCAAAUGGUUGGGAGGACUAUGCCUGGCGGAGGAUCAAUAAAGGAGUACUUCUGAACCACUGUAACAAUAAGACACUUUGCAUGGAAAAACUUUCUCUGGUACUCCCAGAAAGACCACCACAUUUUCCACGGCAGUUUGGCCGCUGUGCUGUUAUUGGAAACUCGGGAGAUCUUUUAAAAACAAGGUUUGGGAAGGCGAUAGAUAGUUAUGAUGCUGUCAUCAGGGAAAAUGGAGCACCUAUCCAGAAUUACACAGAAUACGUGGGGACGAAAAGUACAUUUCGCCUUCUUAACAGAGGCUCUGCCAAAGCUCUUGAUAAAGUUGCAGAGUUAUAUGAUUCUGGGAAAGAGGUCUUGAUCGUCAAAACAACAAUACAUGACAUCAUGAACAAAAUGAUUCGGGAAGUUCCAAUACUUAAUCCUGUGUACCUCAUGUUGGGCGCAUCCUUUGGUUCAGCAGCAAAAGGAACUGGACUUAAGGCUCUUGAAUUUGCUCUCUCCCUUUGCGACACUGUCGACAUGUAUGGAUUUACAGUAGAUCCAGGUUAUAAAGAAUGGACUCGUUAUUUUUCGGAAUCUCGGCAAGGUCAUACCCCUUUGCAUGGUAGGGCUUACUACCAGAUGAUGGAAUGUUUGGGAGAUUCAUUUUCGAUGGAUUUGAUGAACUCUUGUACAGAUGGAACGUUACAUCUUUCGGACGAAGAUUUGGAAGCGCUGCAAUCUCUGCAGAGUGGUUUUCAAAAGUGUGUGAGUGCAAAUGGACUAGGUUUGCAAGCUGUAAGUGGCAGAGAUUAUUGUGAAGUUACGCUCAAGUUUCCCAGUGACACUGUGCCCAAAUGGAAAGACCCAAAAACAGGAGAACUAGAAGGCUUGACAUUUCAAUUCAAUUUGUGUGAAGCUGUAGCUACAUGGGAGCAGAAUUACACAGAAUACGUGGGGACGAAAAGUACAUUUCGCCUUCUUAACAGAGGCUCUGCCAAAGCUCUUGAUAAAGUUGCAGAGUUAUAUGAUUCUGGGAAAGAGGUCUUGAUCGUCAAAACAACAAUACAUGACAUCAUGAACAAAAUGAUUCGGGAAGUUCCAAUACUUAAUCCUGUGUACCUCAUGUUGGGCGCAUCCUUUGGUUCAGCAGCAAAAGGAACUGGACUUAAGGCUCUUGAAUUUGCUCUCUCCCUUUGCGACACUGUCGACAUGUAUGGAUUUACAGUAGAUCCAGGUUAUAAAGAAUGGACUCGUUAUUUUUCGGAAUCUCGGCAAGGUCAUACCCCUUUGCAUGGUAGGGCUUACUACCAGAUGAUGGAAUGUUUGGGAGUGCAUGAAUGUGAAUUAACCAGUAGGGCCCAUAUGGCAGUUUCAUGA